AGGAGUAGCAGAGCAAGCCGUGCAGCGCAGGAGUAGUUCGUUCUCGCUCCUGCUACCAACUCUGCUGGUGCUUUCACGGCUUCUCCUUAUCUUCGUUCACCCGUGUAGCGCGUCUUGAGCCGCCUAGGCUCACCUUUGGACUCGGAAACAGCCUGAUACCAAUCUCUCCUCUCCCCGGUUAUACCGAAGGUUUCUCACAUCAGAAUCUAUUUUUGAGGCGCCUCAAAAAUGGAAACCGUUUGAAACCCGCGGAAAUCGACGGAAUUUCCUCUCUCCGUUCAGAUUGAAGGUUCCUCACAACUGAAUCUCAGCAUCGCUUUUGCCUCUUGGGAACAUAAACGCGUUAGAGGCCUUCCCGAUAAGUGUUAUUACGGCGGCCCUCGCAUUAGUAUCUCGGACUAGUAGUAGCAGCGGGAAAACCGCCGUUCCCGGCGGGAGUGCCGCUCUUUCGACGGAAGUCCUCCUUUCAGAGAAGGCGCCGGUUGAAGCGCAUUCACGUCGCGCAGCGAAAUUACUUCCGGCGUUUUCAACAGGCGAAACGAGGCAGGCUGUAACGGGGAUAAGAGCAUCAGGAACCCGCGUUAUGAGUCAGUCUCGGCGGCAGGCCGCGGUGCUGGGAGUAGUUGUGCUUCUCGCAUUAGCGGGUCGGCUUACAGCGGGGACGACCCCGGCGCGCGGGGGAAAAGCUGCUGCUGCAGCGGCGGCGGGAUCUUCGAAAGUGAUUGUAACGGUGCUUCCCAACAACAAACUCAAAGCGAAAUGCCUCGACGGAAGCCCCCCCGGGUACUACUUCCGCCGUGGCUUCGGCAGUGGCCUGUCGUCGUGGCAGAUACACCUGCCCCCCGGCGGCUGGUGCACCAGCCUCGCAGCCUGUGUCGGCCGCAGUGGCAAACUUCUGGGGUCUUCCAAGCCUGAAGCGCAGAAGCAGAGCCCAUACAGCAAUGUAAGCAACGGGUACAUGGGGAUCUUGAGCACCGGCCCGUACAUCAACCGCGGCUUCCGCAACUGGAACCUCGUCAUCCCCAUGUACUGCGACGGGGGGGGCUUUUCCGGCACGGCUGGCUGGACCAGAGUGAAUGGGACCCACGGCAUCUACCUGGAUGGGUGGAACAUUAUUAAUACCGUGCUGCAGCAUGUGAAGAAUGCGCGGGGACUGGCUUCUGCCACUCGGGUGCUGCUGUCAGGUGAAUCGGCAGGAGCGCAGGCAGUGGUGUCGCUGUGUGAGCGCAUGAGGGGCUAUGCGCCCAACGCCAAGACCAUCAAAUGCCUCAUGGACGCCGGCUUCUUCAUAGACUCCAACGAUCGCUUUGGGACGCCUUACUUUCAGACAGUAGCCAAUAGCAUGGUCUCCCUGCACAAGUUUGUUGGCAACAGUAAAUGCGCUCAAGCCUACCCUCCCAAGGAGCAGUGGCGGUGCUUCUUCCCGCAAUACGCCCUGCCCUUCGUCCCAAGCACCAUCCCCUUCUUUAUAAUCAACUCCAUUUUCGACUUCCGUGCUCUUAUGCUCGGCAACCAACUAUCCGUCGCCGACCAAACCUACGCCGUCCACUGCAUUACUGAAAUGCUCCAGCUGCUCCCGAGCCUCACGGUCCAAUCGCUGAUCGCCAGCUCCACAAGGCAAUUGGUGAUGUUCCUGGCAGGGCGGCGGCCGGGUAGGGAGUGUACAGCAACGGAGCAGUUAGCAGUGUUGCAGGCUGGUCAGAAGAUAGCGACGUUUGUGCAGAGUGCGCAGAAGAGAGGGAGGAAAAGUGGGGCUUUCUUGGUGGUUGGUAUGGCUCACUGCGUGGUGGGGAAUCCUUAUUGGAACCAGGUUAAAGCGAAUAGGGUCACCUUGGCGGAUGCGGUUAACAGGUGGUAUUUUUUAAGUUAGAUGACUGGGGCUGUAGGAAUUACCAUCUCAUGCCUGCCUUGAAUACUCAUAGGUACAUGUUUUACUGCCUUUUAAAGUUUGUAAUACAAAUAUUAUCAGGGGUGGUGUGGGAAGCAUCCUAUAGCAUUUUGUAUAAAUGUGGAAGUGUUUU
Messenger RNA from Closterium sp. NIES-67, 2021 nucleotides. NCBI's taxonomy places the organism in Eukaryota, Viridiplantae, Streptophyta, Zygnematophyceae, Desmidiales, Closteriaceae. The record is from the annotation of a GenBank genome assembly.